Messenger RNA from Oryzias melastigma (Indian medaka), 2170 nucleotides. It is a transcript of the gene nfyal, whose product is annotated as nuclear transcription factor Y, alpha, like. The transcript is spliced from 10 exons. NCBI's taxonomy places the organism in Eukaryota, Metazoa, Chordata, Actinopteri, Beloniformes, Adrianichthyidae. Bases 224 to 1279 code for a protein of 351 amino acids. Gene Ontology annotation, biological process: regulation of transcription by RNA polymerase II. Gene Ontology annotation, cellular component: CCAAT-binding factor complex. Gene Ontology annotation, molecular function: DNA-binding transcription factor activity, RNA polymerase II-specific; RNA polymerase II cis-regulatory region sequence-specific DNA binding. The record is from RefSeq and is a predicted model, not a curated record.
UUGGUUUGUCAUGGACCAACCAAAUUACUAACCCUGCUAAAUGCAAAAAAAUCAAAAUUGCUGUUCGAGUUUGACCGCUUCGUCCUGGUCUUGUUUCAAAACGGGCUCGAAAUUAUCUGCUAGCUGCAGCGGGGUAACAUAAUCUCUGUUGGUCUGGCGUUAGCUUGUAUGCUAAAAUAAGAACUCCCAAACAAAGAAACGAGGACUGCGUCAAAAAGCAGCGAUGGAGCAGUACACGUCUGCCACCACUACGACAGGGGAGCAGAUUGUUGUGCAGACCGCCAACGGACAGAUCCAGCAGCAGACACAUGGCACAGUGACGGCUGUGCAGCUGCAGACAGAUGCACCAGUGGUGACUGCCUCAGGCCAGCAGGUGCAGACACUCCAGGUAGUUCAAGGACAGCCCCUAAUGGUUCAGGUGAGCGGCGGGCAACUCAUCACGUCGUCAGGCCAACCCAUCAUGGUGCAGGCCAUGUCUGGAGGUCAGGGUCAAACCAUCAUGCAGGUUCCUGUAUCGGGAGCUCAAGGACUGCAGCAGAUCCAGCUGGUGCAGCCAAGUCAGAUACAGUUGCAAGGCGGCCAGACUCUUCAGCUCCAGGGUCAGCAGGGUCAACAGCAAAUCAUCAUCCAGCAACCCCAGACGGCCAUCACGGCCGGACAGAACCAGGGGCAGCAGAUCAGUGUGCAAGGCCAGCAGGUGGCACAGACAGCUGAUGGUCAGACCAUCGUGUACCAGCCCGUCAACACAGAUGGAUCCGUUCUGCAGCAGGGAAUGAUAACAAUUCCUGCUGCCAGCCUGGCGGGAGCUCAGAUUGUACAGGCGGGGGGUGCCAACACCAACACUACCAACAGUGGCCAAGGCACUGUGACCGUCACCCUGCCCGUCUCCGGCAACAUGGUCAAUGCAGGUGGAAUGGUCAUGGUAAGACCCAGUGCAGAGAUGGUUCCGGGAAGCGGAGGAGUUCCCACAAUGCAGCGGAUCCCCCUGCCAGGGGCGGAGAUGCUGGAGGAGGAGCCUCUGUACGUCAACGCUAAACAGUACCACCGCAUCCUAAAGCGACGGCAGGCCCGGGCCAAACUGGAGGCUGAGGGCAAGAUCCCCAAAGAGAGGAGGAAAUAUCUACACGAGUCUCGCCAUCGUCAUGCUAUGCAACGCAAGCGAGGAGAUGGAGGCCGUUUCUUCUCCCCUAAGGACAAAGAAGACGCAUUGGGCUUAUCGCAGGAUCUCUCCCAGCCAUCACCAGACGAGACAGUAGCUCAGAUGAUCCGGGUGUCAUAGAACCGUCAUCAACCCUUCAGCUGAACUCUACCCUGCCAGAGGUUCUCCAUCCCAGGUGACCUCUGGCGCCCUUCAUGUCAUCUGUUCUUCUGCCUGCCCUGGAGCACCAAACAGCUGACCAGGGGUUUCCUCGUGUCUCUCAUCUUUUUGACUGGUCUUCCAGGGAUCUGGUUGUGCAGUUGCUCAUCCAGUGGACUUUUGAUAAACGGACGGACACUAUCAUGCUCAGCUUUCACUGCCGAGCACCCAAGACCAGCCUUUUAUUUAGUCAAAGAUUUGUUUGGACAAUAGAAGAAUGUGGAUUUGUUGCUAAACAUUUGUGCAGAUGAAAUUACAGCCAUGAAGCCAUACUCUGUCACAUUUUGGUCUGAUGGUAGAGAAUGCAGAGUUAUUUCCUGCUGAAAAUUUCCCCUCCUGAUUUUUCUGCAUUUGCAACUGACAGCAGUUUUCUUAUUGUUGGAGACGUAAGUACUUUCUGUAAACUCCUGUUGUGUAUCAUUCAUGUGAUGCCCCUUUAUGAUGUUGUUAUUUCAGCUCAUGUUUCGUGUGGUUGCAUCCCUUCAUCUUCUGUGUUGAAACUGAUGUUUGGUAGUAAUAUGUAGAAAAAGAAGAUAUGUUAGUUUUUCUUCACCACUGUGAAACCCCAGUUCUGUGCAUGCUUUUUAUGCAGUUGUACGUUCUUUUUUUUUUUCUAAAGGAAAAAAAUACAAUUUUCUACCCUUAUUUUAUUUUGACUUUGGCCUUUUUUCAUCUGUUGGUUCGCUGUUUGAUCUUUUCAUUGUAGAUAGUUUUGUUUUUUUAUUGCCAUCAGAUGCAGUUGUGCAAUUUUAUUUUUUAUAAUGAAAAAAGGGGUGGACAUGAAUCCUAAAAAAUAAAUUUUUUAUUAAGUUA